CAACCUUAGAAGAAAUCAUGAACAUGGACCAAAGCAUGCCCUAUGACAAGUCUGCAAGGGGCAGAGUUGUGUUUGCAAGCAGUCCAGAGACAUAUACUAAUGCCAAUGGUGAGACAAAGCAGUCAAAGUCUGUUGCUAUAGCAGAUGACAAAAAAGCUGUGAAAGUUGUGUCGUAUGACCCAACCCAAUUCAACAAACUUAUUGAAGGUAAAACAAUAAUGUUGAGAAAUUUCAUCCGAAGGGAUGGGUAUAUCAUUCUAACCCGAACAUCUAGACUGUACCCAACACAAGAAAUUGAAGUCCCUGACAGCAGAGUACAAGAGGGUAAGGCUCUUGUCAAUCCGCCAGCGGCUCCUAUGGUUUCAUUGAGAGAAGCACUAAGGUCACCUCCAAAAACCAAAACAACUGUUUGCGGGAAAGUCAUUCAGGAUGAAGAAGAGCGCGACAUCCUGGUAGGAAAGUCGAAAAGUCCGACAAAGAUGAGAACAAUUUACAUACAGGAUGAAACGGUGGACAGAGUAAAAGUGGCUUUGUGGAGAAACACUAACAAAAACGUCAGAACUGGGGAUUUCGUCAAAAUCACUUAUUUGACAAUACACACUUACCAAACAAAGUACACAACUGAAACCAGCUUCAAUUCUACCUACACAACUUCAGUUACUAAAGUCGAACAACAAACUGUACAUGUGACAUUUACAGUAAUUGGUGCCCGUGUACAAGAUGACGUUACAGAACUUCUCCUCAGUGAUGACUCUGUGAGGGCAAUUCCUUCACAAUUAUUAAUGGCUGCCCUUCCACAAGAACUUGAAGAAGACUUGGAUCCAGAAUCUUUCUUUGCAGAGCAAAAAACAAACUUAAGGCUGCAAUUAAAAGGAUCGGAAGUACUUUCAGUGAAACUUAAGUAAACUGUUAUACAUAUACAUGACAUUAUUCAGCAUUCCUAGUUUACCUUGUUUUCCCUAGUGUUUUUUUAUAAAUCUCCUACUUUUUCAUACUUUUUACAAGCUCCUACUUCUCCUAGUUUUGCCCCCCUUCAAAGAAGGGGGAUAUUGCUUUGCACAUGUUAGUGUGUUGGUCUGUCCGUCCGUCCACCACAUGAUUGUCUGAUGAUAACUCAAGAAGGCUUAGGCCUAGGAUCAUGAAACUUCAUACGUACAUUGAUCAUGACUGGCAGAUGACCAACUAUUGAUUUUGAGGUCAAUGGUCACAGGUGAAGGUCAUAGUGACUGGAAAUAGGAAAAUGGUUUUUAAAUGAUAACUCUAGAAUGCUUACGCCUAGGAUCAUGAAACUUAAUAGGGACAUUGGUCAUGACCAGCAGAUGACCCCAACUGAUUUUCAGGUCAAUAGGUCAAAGGUCAAGGUCACAGUGACCUGAAACAGUAAAAUGGUUGAAUGGAAAUAGCAAAAUGGUUUCCAAAUGAUAACUCAAGAAAGCUUACGCCUGGGAUCAUGAAACUUCAUAGGGGCAUUGAUCAUACCUGGCAGAUGACUCUUAUUGAUUUUCAGGUCACUAAAUCAAAGGUCACAGUGAAACGAGACAGUAAAGUGGUUUACUGGAAAUAGGAAAAUGGUUUCCAGAUGAUAACUCAAGAAGGCUUACGCCUGGUAUCAUGAAACCAUCACCACCUCCACCACCACCUCAGUGACAAAAAUCGUAUUCACACAAUAGCUGCCAUUACAACUGACAGCCCAUAUGGGGGGCAUGCAUUUUUUAUAAACAGCACUUGUUCUUUUUCAAGUAACAAGUCUUAAAAACUUUUAAUGGGCAAAAAAAUAAUUUGAUUUUGUUAAUUUGAUGUCACCUGGAUAUGUAUACAUGUAUUCAUAGGGUUUUAAAUAUAGUUGUGUUUGCUGUAGGUAUAAUGGCAUUUAACAUACCUGAAAUUACGCAUAUAAUUGCUUGAUUUUGACAUUUGCAAAGAUUGCCAAUAUACAACAUGAAGAAGUGAUUAGGCAAAAUUAUUUUUACAAUAGUUGAGGCUGGACCCUACACAUUCAGUUUAAAUGGGUCUAGCCACUCAUUAGUUAUCAAUAAGAAAGCAGGGAGAUUUAAUAUUUAAGUUUCAUCUACAGAUCGUGUGAUUUAGCAUAUAUAGGUACAGGAAAAGACUCGACCUUGUAUAAAUGCAAAGGAUCUUUCAGUUAUAAAAUUAGAAGUUUUAAAGUUAAAAAAAAGCUUGAUCUUGUAAACAGAAAAUCAUUCAUUGAGUACACGACUUUCCAUUGAUUAAAUCUGGAACUCCUAACUUAAAUUCUUCUAAUUCAUCAUGUAUGCUACUGGUUUCUCUUAUAUGAUCCAUAAGAAUACUUGUAACAUAAUCAAUGACUUGGUGCAUAUUUGAGGAUGUUGAUUGCAAUCCACAGUCAAUAAAUUUGUUUGGUAGCAUGUUAUAUUUAAAACCUGACAUACAGUUGUCCAUUCUUAUAAAUGGUUAGUUUAUUCAUGUGAUCAGCAAGAAAAUUGACAUGAUCCAUUGUUGUAGUGCCGAAAAGUCCUUUUGAAAGUUUAUCUAUGAAAAGCAAAAGUGCACUUUUACUUCUAGAUUAGAUUAUGGUUGAUUAAAGAAUAAGACUCAAUACUCGAAAUUGUACACUUGUAUUUUGCUCCUGUUCAUUGUCUGAGGCUGUUUAUUCGAGUCAUCAUGUGAGAUAACAUGUGACACGAUUGAUUGUUCACUUAACAAGCUUGAAGUGCAGGCACAUCAAAUUAUUUUGUGUUCCCUUCAAUUAAAGCAUGAUGUCUAUUUAUUAAAAGGGUGUUAUUUUCAACUGCUAAUAUGUAAAGGUGAUUUUCCUGUAAAAGACUAUUUUUCGUCUUAACCAUUUGAAAAUUUAGGUGUGUUUGCCUUUGUUAUUUAGCCCUUUUACAUUUACAGUACAUAUGUUAAUACUCAUUCAAAAGACAGAGAAUUACAUGAUACUAUUCUUGUUCCAAACAUUUAAAAAUCAUUUUGUAGAACUAGAUUAUUAGUUAAUACUUCAUUAUGCAAAGUUAUAUUAAGCUUUGAUGUUUAAAACCAUCAACUUCCGUGUUCAACAAGUUGUUAAUGCAUUGUGUUCAUUAAAUUCAUCUCAGCACUAAAUACUUGUUCAUUUUUAUGCCCCCCUUCGAAGAAGAGGGGGUAUAUUGCUUUACUCAUGUCGGUCUGUCGGUCCGUCCACCAGGUGGUUGUCAGACGAUAACUCAAGAACGCUUGGGCCUAGGAUCAUGAAACUUCAUAGGUACAUUGAUCAUGACUCGCAGAUGACCCCUAUUGAUUUUGAGGUCACUAGGUCAAAGGUCAAGGUCACGGUGACCCGAAAUAGUAAAAUGGUUUUUGAAUGAUAACUCAAGAACGCAUAUGCCUAGGAUCAUGAAACUUCAUGGGUAGAUUGAUCAUGACUCGCAGAUGACCCCUAUUGAUUUUUAGGUCAAAGGUCAAGGUCACGGUGACCCGAAAUAGUAAAAUGGUUUCCAGAUGAUAACUCAAGAAUGCAUACGCCUAGGAUCAUGAAACUUCGUGGGUAGAUUGAUCAUGACUCGCAGAUGACCCCUAUUGAUUUUGAGGUCACUAGGUCAAAGGUCAAGGUCACGGUGACCCGAAAUAGUAAAAUGAUUUUCGGAUGAUAACUCAAGAACGCUUUUGCCUAGUUUUCGAUGUGUUGGUAACUCUGCCCUGCCUUCAUUUAGAUUGAUCUCGGUACAAUUUAUAAACAUUUCAUUAUCAUUAGCACUUUGCUUUUUGAGUGGUUACUCCUCCGUUGUUAUAUGAAUAAUUUAGUGAAAAUGUUAAAUGUGUUAAAAUAUUGUUCCAAAAUAUUUUAUAACACUCAAUAGUGAUGCCAUCAGAUUCCGGACUUUUGUUAUUUGUCAUUUCUUAACGAGCUUGUCAAUAUUCAUAUUCAGUUUGUAAUCCUUCACAUACUUGUUUUUCCACUUCCUUUAAAGCAUGAUGUGUUAUUUUAAAGAGGUUGUUAUUGUCGACAUUCUUUCGUUUAUAGUGUUUCGCAAAAUAGGCUUCUUCUAUUAUUUGACUUUUAUUUGUUAUGUCUUUGCCAUUAAAACUACUAGUCUGUGUAUAGUUUUGUGUUUGCUACUACGUUUUAAAAUGUUUGCACAGUA
Messenger RNA from Dreissena polymorpha, 4103 nucleotides. RefSeq lists its product as uncharacterized. Bases 18 to 905 code for a protein of 295 amino acids. Lineage: Eukaryota; Metazoa; Mollusca; Bivalvia; Myida; Dreissenidae. The transcript has 3 exons. The record is from RefSeq and is a predicted model, not a curated record.